ACAGUAAAAGCUGUUUCCAGGGAUUACGCUGUGCAGGCUCUUCUGCUUAGUAACAACCUAUUUCCUCAGCCAAGAGACACUUAUUUGUGCACCUCUCUUUAAGUGGCUGCUUUCCAGAGAAACCAGGUAUCUUCUCAUCCCCUCUUUGAAAACGUUUCCACUGAUCGAGGAAUGUAGCUGAGCAUUUCUUUCUGGGGGACUUGGUCUGCAACAAAUUCAGCAAUGGCCAGAAAUUGCUCUGGAUGUAAAGAGAAGAGGCCAGCGCACAGUCUGUGUACCAAUUGCAACAGGUGGCUGUGCAGCUUGUGUACAGAAGAACAUGGGCAUGGCAAGGAAGCAGGAGAGCAUUUCAUGCCUGUAUCGUUGAAGAGCUGCUCCGGUGGCGAAGGGGGAGCCGGUGAUUUUGCCUUGUUUUGCCCUGUGCACAGUCAGGAGCCACUCAAGAUGUUUUGUGAGACCUGCGACAUGCUUACUUGCUGCUGCUGCCUUUUGACAGAGCACAAAGAACACAGGUUCAGGCAUCUCCAGGAAGCCUUGCAAAACCAGAGAGUCAUCCUGGAAAAUGUCACAGCUAAAGUGGAAGAGAAGAAAAGUGCAGCACAGGUCUCGGCCAAACAGAUUGAAGACAGGUUGUUUGAAGUAAAACACUUACAGAGGAAAGUGGAAAAUCAGAUAAAAAUGGCCAAGAUGGUCCUGAUCAGUGAAAUAAAUAAGCGAACAAAUGUCCUCCUGGAACAGCUAGAGAGAAUCACCAGUGAAAGGAAGCAAAAACUGGAACAACAACUUCAGGGCAUCAUGGUAUUAAACAGGCAAUUUGAACAUGUGCAGAACUUCCUCAGCUGGGCAGUGUGUAGUAAAAACAGUGUUCCAUUCCUCUUCAGUAAAGAACUGAUUGUGUUUCAAAUUCAACGUUUGCUGGAAACAAACUGUAAUACAGAUGUGAGUCCUCCUUGGAAGGUCAGAUUCACAUGGGACCCAUCUUUCUGGACAAAACAGCUCUCCAAUUUAGGUCACUUGUCAAUGGAGGGGGGACAAACCCUUCACUCCGAUGUACCAGCCUACGGAAGUAUGCAAGGAAUGCAGCCCUCUUUGUACCACCAUCACGGCCACCAUUCGCCAGCGCCGCAGCAUGACCCUCUCAACCAUCAGCCCCACCAAUUUCACCCUCCGGUCCACUGCCCCACGCCAGUGUGCUGCACCCACUGCCUUAACAUCCCACACAUGAACAAAGGGCCACUGCCCCAUCAGGCCAUGAGCCACCCUCCGGCCUUCCGGCAGCCUCCGGAAAUGCAGCAGCACCAGCAGCCUUUCCCUCUGCAGUACAGCCUGCAGCAGCACGACAGAGAGCAGAGGUGUGCGGCUCGUCCCAUGAGAACGACGCAGCCUUGCUUGGAGGCCAGGUCUCACCAGGAGCAUGAGAGCAUAUCCACCAGGGCAGCAAAGCAUGUGCAGGAUCAAGCCUCUCACCAGGCAACACACCCCGUUUAUCCUCUUCCUCCGCAGGAGGUACCCCAAGGCCAGGCUGGUGGUCAUGCCCAGCAGGGGCCAGCACAGUCUCCUCUACAGAUGCCAGCUGUGCAAGUCCAGCUCAGUCCUCUCCAGAAGGUGAAACUGAACCAUGCGCCGCAGCCGCCGCAUCAGGAGCAGCCACCCCCACUGCAGCAGCUGUCGCCGCCGCCCACAACGGGCCCAAACGAAAAAGCUCAUGAGCAAGUGAUACAGCAGAGCUUGGACAUCAUGCAUCACCAGUUUGAGCUGGAAGAAAUGAAGAAAGACUUGGAGCUUCUCCUCCAGGCUCAGCAGCCAAGCCUCCAGCUGAAUCAGGCCAAACCGCCUCAGCACGUGCAGCAAACCAUUGUGGGUCAGAUAAACUACAUUGUGAGGCAGCCGGCUCCGGCUCAGCAACAAAGCCAAGAGGAAGCGCAACAAGUUGGUGAAGAUUCCACUGAGCCUGAAGGUCAAAAGCCAGUCCUUCCCCUUGACAGAAAUGUGAUUCCACCUGUGUCACAACCAUUAGAAGAAGCUAUUGUCCGUAUUCAGUCCCCAGAGAAUACUUUGAAUCCAGUGAGAAAGCAUUCAGGUUCACUGAGCAUUGUGGGCUUAUCAAAUGCUUUAGACAUGGAGUUGUCUUCAACAAGGGCAUCCAGGUCAUCUGAUCUACAGACACAAGAGGUCUCUGCUGUAAUAUCUGGCCAGUCCCAAAGUAUGCCACAUGUCACUGAUGUGCAGUUGGAAUCCGCACCAAGUUUCAGCCUGGCCUUGGACAGAACUACAAAUCACUCGAGCUCUGAGACUACAGACCACUUUGCAACAGGUGCCAUGCCCCUGGGGAGUGCAGUGUGCAAGCUUGAAAAUGAAGAAUUUGGCCCUGUGAAUUACCCUCGUGGAAAUGACUCUGCUGCGGUUGAGGCAAAAGACAGUAAUGAGUUAGCUCUUUCUAUGGAAAAUAUUCUGGAAGAGCCUAUUAAUCUUUCGGUGAAGAAGACUCAGCUGUGUGUCUCUCCGCACAUCUGUAUCACCAACUCUUCCUGCAUACAGCCCUCUAAUCCACAGCAACCAAGACAUGUUGAGGAUUGCCAUAACUGUGAAGAGGGACUUUUUGAAAUGGAAAUUAAGAGUAACCAGAACAACAGAGCUUGUGCCAAAGAGGUGAAGGUCCCUUACGUGUGCCUGGAGCGGCUGAAGAUACGUACAUCAGAAUCUGGAGAGCUUCCAGUAUUCAAACUGCAGCCACAGAAGAAUGAACAUGAUGGGACUUUCCUGUUGAUAAUUGAAUGCGGUACUCAGUCAUCAAGGAUGGCUAUUAAGGCCAAUCAAGGAAAUCUACCUAAUGCCAAGGUCAAUCAAGGUAAUCCACCUAAUGCCAAGGCAAGUCAAGGAAAUCCACCUAAUAAAGGACUAAAUGCCAAGCCUGAGAAGACAGAGGGCCGAAGAAUCCUUUCAAGCCAACCAGCAGAGCAAGUGUUGCCUUCUUCUGAGGAUCAUCGGCUCAGUAACAGUCUGAAGAAAGCUAUGGUUCCCCAGGAAGACAGCCCUAUUGAGAACGAGGACUUCUGUGCUGUUUGCCUGAAUGGGGGAGAGCUGCUGUGCUGUGAUUACUGCCCAAAGGUGUAUCACCUCUCGUGCCACGUUCCUGCCUUGCUCAGCUUUCCUGUAGGGGAAUGGGUGUGUACACUUUGCCGCAAUGUUGAGAAGCCAGAAGUAGAAUAUGACUGUGAAAACACACGCUGCAGCAACACACUAAUGCGUGCAAGACCACCUUAUGGCCUUGAUGACUAUGACCAGAAGAAGUGUGAGAAACUGGUACUUUCACUGUUCUGCAAUAGCCUGAGCCUGCCAUUCCAUGAACCAGUCAGCCCCCUAGCUCGUCAUUAUUAUCAGAUCAUCAAAAGGCCUAUGGACUUGUCCACUAUCAGGAAAAAACUCCAAAAAAAGAACAACUUCCACUACUCCACCUCUGAGGAGCUGGUAGCUGAUGUGCGCCUUAUGUUCUGGAACUGUGCGACAUUCAAUUAUCCUGAUUCAGAGGUUGCUGAGGCUGGACGAUGCUUGGAAAUAUUCUUUGAAAGCAAGCUGAAAGACAUUUACCCAGAAAAACAUUUCUCCUUGAUUCAGCAAGAUGAUUCUGAUUCAGAGGAAGUGGAGCAUGAGACGAGCCAAGCAGCUUCCAAGGGAUUCCAUUGGCCCUCAUACAGACAAGAGUGUAUCCAGCCCAAAAGAAGGCGACGACAUGCUGAAAGUGAAAAAACUAAAAGGCCGAUGUUUUGGCCAGCUAAAGGACUUUCUCAGGUGUGACCUGCACUGGUGC
Messenger RNA from Euleptes europaea (tarantolino), 3808 nucleotides. It is a transcript of the gene TRIM66, whose product is annotated as tripartite motif containing 66. The record is from RefSeq and is a predicted model, not a curated record. NCBI's taxonomy places the organism in Eukaryota, Metazoa, Chordata, Lepidosauria, Squamata, Sphaerodactylidae. Bases 223 to 3795 code for a protein of 1190 amino acids. The transcript is spliced from 20 exons. Gene Ontology annotation, molecular function: zinc ion binding; protein binding.